Molecule: messenger RNA, 486 nt
Organism: Cylindrotheca closterium
Lineage: Eukaryota; Bacillariophyta; Bacillariophyceae; Bacillariales; Bacillariaceae
Source: the annotation of a GenBank genome assembly
AUGGUUGCUGAGCUUGGACAGCAUGAUCAUGCAAUUGGGACGAAUUCCAAAGGUGUUACUUCCAUGAAGUUCUUUGAUAAGAAGAGAGAUUUGGAGACAUUUCAAGAUGGCGAUCAAAUUGCAGGAGUGGAUGAAACAGAACAAGGUUACUUAGAAGAAGCCUUUGAUCAGGACUAUGAACCUGAAGAUGAAGAUGAGCGUGAUUUCAAUCUACAUGGACAAUUUGAUGGUAUUGAUGACUCCAAAAGAGAAGAGCUCUUGGCAGAUGCAGACAAUGAUGUAGAUUCCAAGGAGAUGAUGACUAUGAAUCAGAUGAGGACAAUUUGGGUGAUGAGGAAGAAGAAGCUAUUGUGGCCGAUUUGGAUCACCAUCAAGAAAAUGUCGAUAGAGGAACCGAUGAUAUUAGGAGCCUUGUUACUGAUCUGGAGGAUCUACAAGAACCACCCAAAGAAGAGAUUGUAUUUGAGCCUGAAAUGCCUCAAGUAG